AUGGCCGCCGACGUCUUCAUGUGCUCCCCGCGCCGGCCCCGCAGUCGGGGCCGCCCGGUGCUGCUCAAGCCUCAGGUGCCUGAGGACGACGACGACUCGGACACCGAUGAACCGUCCCCGCCGCCCGCCUGCGCUUCGGCCACCCCGGGCCGGGCCCACGCGAGCGCCGCGCCGCCGCCGCCCAGGGCCGGGCCGGGCCGCGAGGAGCCUCCGCGCCGUCAGCAGAUCAUCCACAGCGGCCACUUCAUGGUGUCGUCGCCACACCGCGAGCACCCGCCCAAGAAGGGCUACGAUUUCGACACGGUCAACAAGCAGACGUGCCAGACCUACAGCUUCGGCAAGACCAGCUCCUGUCACCUGUCCAUCGACGCCUCGCUCACCAAACUCUUCGAGUGCAUGACCCUGGCCUACAGUGGGAAGUUGGUGUCUCCAAAGUGGAAGAAUUUCAAGGGCCUGAAGCUCCAGUGGAGAGAUAAGAUCCGGCUCAAUAAUGCCAUCUGGCGGGCGUGGUACAUGCAGUAUUUGGAGAAGCGCAAGAAUCCCGUGUGCCACUUUGUCACUCCACUAGAUGGCUCUGUUGAAGUAGAUGAGCAUCGCAGGCCAGAGGCCAUCACCACAGAAGGGAAGUACUGGAAAAGCCGCAUUGAGAUCGUGAUCCGGGAGUAUCACAAGUGGAGAACCUACUUCAAGAAAAGGCUACAGCAGCACAAGGAUGAGGACCUUUCCAGCCUGGCCCAGGAUGAUGACAUGCUUUAUUGGCACAAACGUGGGGAUGGAUGGAAGACCCCAGUCCCCAUGGAGGAGGACCCACUGCUGGACACAGACAUGCUCAUGUCGGAAUUCAGCGACACCCUCUUCUCAACACUUUCCUCACACCAGCCGGUGGCCUGGCCCAACCCCCGGGAAAUAGCACAUCUGGGAAAUGCAGACAUGAUCCAGCCGGGGCUGAUUCCUCUGCAGCCCAACCUGGACUUCAUGGACACUUUCGAACCCUUCCAGGACCUCUUCUCUUCCAGCCGCUCCAUUUUUGGUUCCAUGCUGCCUGCUCCUGUCUCAGCACCUGCACCAGAUCCCAACAGUCCACCUGCUCAGGAGAGCAUCCUGUCAACCACCGCUCUCCCCACCGUGAGCCUCCCUGAUGGCCUCAUAGCACCUCCUGCAGCCACCACCCUGGACCCCACGGAUAGGCAGGGCUGUGAACGAGAUCCCCGGCCUGGAGACCCCUUUAUCCAGCCCACAGACUUUGGUCCUCCUGCACCGUCGCUGAAUGUCCCUCAGCCUUUCCUCCCUGUGUUCACCAUGCCCUUGCUGUCUCCCAGCCCUGCCCCAGCACCUGCUUCUCCUGCCCUGCCUUUAGCCCCACCACCCCCUGCCCCUGCCUUGAGCCCCUCGGCUCCACCUACCUUCCUACAGCCGAAGUUUGCUGGAGCCAGCAAGUCACCCUCCGUCAUCACACACACGGCUUCUGCCACCCUCACCCAUGAUGCGUCUGCCACCACCUUCAGCCAGAGCCAGGGCCUUGUCAUCACAACCCACCAUCCCACGCCCUCAGUGUCCCCCUGUGGCCUGGCACUCCCUCCGGUCACCCGGCCGCCAACUGCCGGACCUCCCCAACCCUGUUUAACUUUUGUGCACCCCAAACCUGUCUCUUUGACUGGGGGGAGGCCCAAACAGCCCCCCAAAAUAGUGCCUGCUCCCAAACCGGAGUCUGUGUCCGUGGUAUUGAAGAAUGCUUGCAUUGCCCCAGCUGCCUUUUCAGGACAACCACAAGCAGUGAUUAUGACAUCAGGCCCUCUGAAGAGAGAAGGGAUGUUGGCUUCUACCGUGUCGCAGUCCAAUGUGGUCCUUACGCCUGCUGCCAUUGCCCGGGCUCCUGGAGUCACGGAGUUCCACAGUGGCAUCCUGGUGACAGACCUUGGCCACACCACGAGCAGCCAGCCGGCCCCUGUCCCUCGGCUCUUCUCUCCAAGCGCUAUGCAAGACUCCCUGGUGAAGGGCGAGCAGGUCCCUGCCACGGGUUCCAGUGAGUAGGAAUCUCUGUUCUUCUCAGGUCGAGAUUGCCCAAACUCAGGGCAGGCCUCUCCAUGUGCUUCAGAGCAGAGCCCCAGUCCCCAGUCUCCCCAGAACAACUGCUCAGGGAAAUCUGCAGACCCCAAAAAUGUGGCUGCUUUAAAGAACCGGCAGAUGAAGCAUAUUUCAGCUGAGCAGAAAAGGCGCUUCAACAUCAAGAUGGGCUUUGACACCCUCAACAGUUUGAUCUCUAAUAAUUCCAAGCUGACCAGCCACGCCAUCACACUGCAGAAGACCGUGGAGUACAUCACCAAGCUGCAGCAGGAGCGGGGCCAGAUGCAGGAGGAAGCCCGGCGGCUGCGGGAGGAGAUCGAGGAGCUCAAUGCCACCAUCAUCUCCUGCCAGCAACUGCUUCCUGCCACAGGAGUGCCCGUCACCCGGCACCAAUUCGAUCACAUGAGGGACAUGUUUGAUGAGUAUGUGAAGAGCCGGACCCUACAGAAUUGGAAGUUCUGGAUUUUCAGUAUCAUUAUCAAGCCGCUGUUUGAGUCCUUCAAGGGGAUGGUGUCCACCAGCAGCCUGGAAGAGCUGCACCGGACGGCGCUGUCCUGGCUGGACCAGCACUGCUCCCUGCCCGUCCUCAGGCCAACGGUGCUGCACACCCUCCGGCACCUGAGCACCACCACCUCCGUUCUGACAGACCCGUCCCAGCUGCCAGAGCAGGCGGCAGAGGCCGUCACCGGAAUCGGCAAGAGAUCGGGGGAGUCUUAGCGGCGCCUGGCGGGCACGUGGCCGCGCAAGAUGCCAUGGAG
Odobenus rosmarus divergens (Pacific walrus) is the source of this 2822-nucleotide messenger RNA. It is a transcript of the gene MLXIP, whose product is annotated as MLX interacting protein. Gene Ontology annotation, cellular component: nucleus. Gene Ontology annotation, biological process: regulation of transcription by RNA polymerase II. The record is from RefSeq and is a predicted model, not a curated record. Gene Ontology annotation, molecular function: protein dimerization activity; RNA polymerase II cis-regulatory region sequence-specific DNA binding; DNA-binding transcription factor activity, RNA polymerase II-specific. The transcript has 17 exons. NCBI's taxonomy places the organism in Eukaryota, Metazoa, Chordata, Mammalia, Carnivora, Odobenidae.